AGUGUUUGUAAAGUGUGCCUGAUUAAACUAUUUUUGUUGUACAUUACAUGUAACUAUAAUCAACUCGUUGCUUGGUUGAUUCUAAAAUUUUAUUCCUCUGACAAAGACGAUGCAAGCACCGAAGCAUGAGCUUUUCCUGCUCAACUGGGAGAUUUUUGAUCUUAACAAGAAGCUGAAAACAUUCACAAAUGUCUACUCCGUAAUGGAUAUCUGGACGGUUGACUGCCUUAGCCAGUUGAUCGCCACAGUUGAUACCAUUAUGACCAGCACAUCGAUCAAGCCUUACGGAGAAUGGGACAAGAAAGACGAGAACAUCUUCCAGGGGUACUCCUUUCAUCAUAGUAUAAACUGUAAGCAAUGUGGCCGGGCGGUCAAAAUAUCAAAACCGAGUCUGCUGAAGCACCUUAAAGAAUGCAAUGCCACGACGAAAGAAUGUACAUCAAAAAAAGAAUUUAUUGAAGAGGUUUUAGAAAUCGCACUGUGUACUAAUAACAAAAAACACGGUAACGAGAUAAGAACAACAUCCCCCGGUAGUUCUGUUCGAUCAAAACGAGACAAGUCUUCACAAUCCACCUCAACGGUUGCCUCUAAACAAAAUCGUCCUAAGCAAGUUGACAGCCAGAAAAAACUAAACGAGCAUAAUACCAAAACAAAAAGCACCGUUCGCAGUAUGAGGUUCGGCGUACUGCGAUCGAAAAGCGACACUUCGGCACAAUCGAAUUCAACGGUUUCAUCUAAACAAAAUGGUCCUAAGGAAGUUGAAAAACCAAAAAAGGUAAAUGAGCAUCAUCCUAAAAAGGGUACUGAAAACGGCAACGUUCCGAAAAUUUUACGAGAAAGAAUGCUUGCGCUAUCGACAAGCGACAAUUCUGUACUCAAAAAUAAAACCAUUCAAACUGCUUCGAAAAAAACACAGAAACAUGACGAACCCAAACGCAAAAUUCACACACCGAAUCGAGCGAAGGAUGGAGAAUACGUAACCAUAGGCAGUAUCCCCAACAAUAAAGUUGAGUUGACGAAGAAGACGAAGAACUUUAUCAUCAAUGUGAAACCUCAGACACAUUUAAUGGUUGUUGAUGCCUGCCGUAAAGAACUGAGCAACUCUCCUGCCCAUGACAAUAUCGUAAAAACAUUGGAAGACUUGUUUAAAACUUCUUAUCCCAAAGCGAAAGCUUACCCAUUCGGUUCUCGCAUUACGGGGCUCGGCAAGGAAACUAGCGAUCUGGAUAUUUAUCUCGAUUUGGAGGGCAACUACAACGGGUCCCAAAAAUAUUCCAAAGACAAAUUGAAGCGGUGCGUCCUUUUGACUGAAGAGCACCUUAAACUGUCCGACCAAUGGAGUAAGCUCGAUCCAAUUACCUCUGCGAGAACGCCCAUUCUACGAGCCUGGAAUACAAAAGAAAAAAUUGAUUGCGACAUAUCGUUUACUCAUGGACUGUCACAUUGCAACACUAAACUAAUUCAGUAUCUUUUCGAUCUCCAACCCGUGUGCUAUUAUGUUGCCCUCUAUGCGAAAGAAUGGUCUCGCAAUUUUAAUAUGGAUGGUUUGAAUACCUACACCUUGGUACUUCUAACUAUAUUCUACUUCCAAAAGCACAAUCUACUGCCCAGCAUUCAUAUUCUGCAAAAGAGUUGCAUGGAUCCAAUGUUUAUAAGUCAUUGGCAAGCCAAUUUUGAGAGCAAAUCUCUGGAAGAGCUGAAAAUUCCGAAAAUACCGGAAACUGAAGCGGAAAAACACAUCAUGAAGUUCUUUUUCUUCUAUGGUUCGAAAUUUUCUUUCGAUACUCGUGUGGUUUGUCCGUUGCUGGGUUGGGCUCCCCAGAAGGAAGACUUUGAUCCAGUCGAUUGUGAACUCCCGAUGGAGAUGGAGAAUUUGCAAAAAUAUUACAAUAAACUUGAUAUGAAACUAGCUCACCCCGUAAAUGACCUACUGUCGUACAGGAAACCUAUGGUCGUUCAAGAUCCGUUCGAGUUAAACCACAACGUUGCUAAAGGAGUCAGCCCGGACAAUGUCAACAGGUUUAGGAAAUUUUGCGCACUGACAGCAGCAUUGUUGGAUACAGUUUGGAGCGAAACGGCUUAGUUUUAGCGUUACCUAUUAACUAACUGAUUUAUCUGGAUUGA
This is a messenger RNA of Ochlerotatus camptorhynchus, 2124 nucleotides long. RefSeq names its product terminal uridylyltransferase Tailor-like. Bases 110 to 2083 code for a protein of 657 amino acids. The transcript is spliced from 6 exons. Gene Ontology annotation, molecular function: RNA uridylyltransferase activity. NCBI's taxonomy places the organism in Eukaryota, Metazoa, Arthropoda, Insecta, Diptera, Culicidae. The record is from RefSeq and is a predicted model, not a curated record.